UUGCCUAAACAUGCAUUUGUCAAUGAGUGCUUUUUUUUCAUUUAUAAGCUUCAUUUUUUAUUCUAACCAAAAGCAAGCUCGUACUCUGUCAAAGUCUCUUGAAAUUCAGUACCUGUCUGGACGUAAACUCUGUUUGGUUUUUGUUUACCAACAAAAGGCGAAGCUUCUAUUCAAAGCGAAAGCAUAAGACCAGCUGAGUAACGCUGAAGGCAACCCGGCUUUGAAUAUCGUUCUCCAAGCUGACUGGUUAUCUCUUGACGCUUUUUCAUGUCAUUGUUUUGUGGUCUUCGUAUAUUAAAGAUGCCACGUCCUUUUAAGUAUGUCAUUGUCACAAAGUCCGAGUAAAAGUUCGAGUUCUCCAAGGAAAAGAUCCCCGCGUAAACUUAUCCCACGACCGGUAAAGCGCAAAUCUGUCUCAAGCAGCUCAGAGUCAAACCAGGUCCCUAAGACACUACAUCAUUUUUUUGCGAAACAAACAGCGAAGGCCAAGGCAACAAAGAUUCUGCGGAGUAACGGAGAUACGUCAAGCAAAGCUCUUGUUAUUGGCGAUAGUGACAGUGAUGAGAAGAGUAAGAAGCUCGGUAAACAUUUGGCGCGGAAACUUUUUUCACCCAGUCCGACGAAGAGAACGAACGUAGCACAAGGAAGUGGUGACGAGCUAUCGCAAGAGGCAACUUCGACAAUAUCAAGCGAAGUUUUAACAGAAGACCGAGUUCCUAAUCGGGAAAGUGACGCAUGUGAAUCGAACAGCCAAGAUGCACCACGAAGCGACACAAAGCUUCUCGUAGAAAUUAUAUCUCCUUUGAAAGAGCCCAAUGUGGAGCUGGUAGACGAUGACACCGACGAGGUUAUGGGCCGUCUUCCAGAACCUGAAACAUCUACUUCGAAACGAGCUACGCAAAAUUACGAAGCUCAAACAUUUCGGCACGCCUAUGAAAAGGCUAUCAAAAAGGAGCUUUUUAGUUAUAAGGAUAAAAAAUUAUUGUCAAGUUUCUUCGUUCUUAACGAAGGUGCACAGGAACUCUGGCUUCGGCUAUAUCAGAGAAAGCACCAAUGGAUUCUACGGUCAAGAAUUUCUUAUAACAUAGACCAUAUUGACUCACUGCUGAAGGAACUGGUCGAAGCUGGAUUUCUCUAUGAUAAGACACAUCUAAAUGAUCUGAAGAUUUUGCUUGACCUUCUACCUCAAAAGAACGUCGUCGCGUUAGGCCGAACGUUUUGUGAUCCAAAGAAGUGUACGACAAAGGCAGCAACAAUUGAAGAGUUAAUAAUUCACGCUGGACGAAAAGACGCCUUGUUUGGCGCUCAACGAAUUCGACAUAACAUUGUUAAGUGCGGACAGCAGCUUAUAGAACAAUGCUAUUUCAUCGAAGAUUCUAUCGCUGCCGCUGUCACUAGAAUACUGACGCUCGUUUCUCUCGGAAGUCAUUUUGACACAUUCACAACUGCUGCGGAUAAGAGUGACCACGGUGUGUGCAAUCUAUUUACUAUCAGCCAAUUUAUGCGGGGAAAUUAUUUCUUCCCUGAAUAUACUGUUGUCGAUAUAGUUCCCACACUGUUUUCCAACCCCGAAGAGUUUGCUUUGUACUGUGAUGCGCGUCAGUAUGUAUUUCGGCUAUCAAAGCUGACAGAGACUCAGAAAUGGGAUACGGCACUCACUAAAUUUGAAGAAGCAUACAAGUGGUUUAUGUCCUCCUGCACUAAAGAAAGAUUUUCCAAGGACGCAGCUUUGCCAGGGUUUCUGCAACGUUUUUCUUACAGUUACUGCCUAAUGCGAUGCCUUGUGAUCGGCGCAGAGAUAUUCGAACGCCACAAACGAUAUCAGGACGCCAUUGAUCUAUAUUAUACAGUUCUAUCGCAGACGUCUCUACAACAAAAUAGGCGCGGAAUGUAUUGGAUCAGACUUCUUCUUGAUAUUGAUUCUCAUUUAAAACUGCCAAGGAACUCUCUUUGUCUGGCUAGCAUUGGGCUAAAAGAUAGCAUCGCCCCUCAACACAUGUUUGAUAUAUAUACUAGAGCUAAGCGAUUAGCAGAACGUUUCGAGAUUUUUUUGCCUCAACUAGAGAGAUUUACCCCACCGAUCGAAGCCCCAAUAGAAGUAAUAUAUGGUCAACUUACUAAACGGGAUAUUAUAGGUAGACGAAAUGUAUUUGCUACGGUGGAUGAAAUAGGCGAGAAGAUUGUAGGCCCAGAGGCUGUCGCUAUAGAGCAUUAUCUGCAACAUGGUUAUACAAACGGUGUGCACGGUGAGACCCGGAGUAUACAUAUGCUUUUUGCCGUACUUUGCUGGGAUGUACUUUUCGCGGAGCCUUUAGAGACGGAACCCGUUCCUCCAGCGCCAAAAGGAAUCGCUUUAACUCUGGAAGCUGAGUUGCAGGCGAUUAAACACCUAUUUAAGAAGGACGACGUCGUCAAUAUCAGCGACAACGAUGACGAAGUGGAUGCGUCUACUUCACCAGCGAAAAAGCGCCGUCGAGAUCGACAAUCAAAAAGGCCACCGCCAAAGAAGAAGAAGGUGGUACCUGUUGGAGUCCAGCUAAUCCCUCAUCGAGAAUACUUCCGCCCAGAUCUGUUCCCGAAGGAGGUAACAUCACAUCGUCGGAACGCAUGGCUACAGAAAGCCUCGUAUAUAAAUGAAUUUCAAUCGGGUCCACUUGACCUCGGCUAUCCAGAGUUUUACCUAAACCGCAAGCGAGCUAUAGAUCAACAUCUUGCGACACUGGAAUCAAUAACCUCAGACGAAAUGGUUUCUAUUGCUAAAAAGAAUUACGUGCUACACAGCGGCCGCGUCAAUCCACUCUUCAGUUGGGAGGUUCUCAGUGUGGAUGAGGUGACCUCAUUGGUUGCUUGCAUCCCUGUUACCGUUAUUGUGGCUAUUUGCCGUCAGUUACUCGUCGACUUUCGGUUUUAUCGUUCCGGCUUUCCCGACAUAAUUCUCUGGAACGAAAAGACGCGGCGUUGGAAGGUAGUUGAAGUCAAGGGUCCUGGCGAUAUCUUGUCAACGAAACAACGUUAUUGGAUGCACCUAUUACUGUCCCUUGGGGUAGACUGUGCUACCUGCCGCAUUGUUUCGGUGCAUAGCAGAAAAAUUCGCAUCUGACCCGCCAAAAUCCGCAACUGAUUAACCGAGAGAAGUUUGUUUUCUCAUAACUUUCUCCAUUGCCAUUUUUUACUGCAUAUUUAUAUAGGUGUCCGUACAUAUUCGCACAUGUGGGGCACGUUAUAACUUUUAGCUAGCUUUUCUUUCUCGAAAACCUAUUAGAGUAUUAAUAUUGCAGCUCUGUAGCCGAGUGGUGUAUUAGGUAUAUUCGGCUAGCUUUGUCGCCCUUUGAGGGUGGUGUGGUAUUGAGGUAGCCAAAAUAAGCUCGCCCGUUCGUAAACAAUUAUUCAUAAAAACUGGUCAUUUUAAUGGGUCUGUGUAAUACAGGUAUAUACAUCUGAAUACGUUUCAUUUCUGACAUUUCUUAUACAUCAAAUAUAUACGAACCUAUAAUUUUUGGGCGUUCUUAUUAAAGUAUCUAAAAUUAUCUACUAAUCAUUCUUACAGUGCUCUUAUUCGUAGAGAAUAUAAAAUAAUGUAAUAAAUAGUGUGUAAAGGGUUAAGGGAUUCUAAAUCAUCGACAAGUGAAUCAAAAUUCGCGCUUCUUCAAUAUACAUUCAGCGCCAUCUAUAAAUCCCGAUGUAAGAGAGAAUGAAGCGGUGGCAGGAUAUGCCAAAUUUGUUGGCUCGUAUUACAGGAUAUUCCAGCACAAGAGGAUACAAGUAAAGCACAAUUGCAGAGUCACGAAAGAUAGUAACUAUCUAACCUGGCAUAUAUAGCAAUUCUUACGAACACAGUAUAUCGUUGAAAUUUCACAAGUUAUCACGCUCUAGUAUCCGUAAAUAUCGGUUACAAAAAGCAAAUCAAUUUUUUAGGUAUCAGUAACACUACAUAAAAUAUACGGAUGUGUUCGUCAGUGUGCAACAUUUGUUAAACGUAUUCAAGGUAUUCUAUCCCGUCUUCUACUCGACCUGUUCGC
Messenger RNA from Varroa destructor (honeybee mite), 4019 nucleotides. Its product is annotated as fanconi-associated nuclease 1-like. Gene Ontology annotation, cellular component: nucleus. Gene Ontology annotation, molecular function: flap-structured DNA binding; 5'-3' exonuclease activity; 5'-flap endonuclease activity. Gene Ontology annotation, biological process: interstrand cross-link repair. NCBI's taxonomy places the organism in Eukaryota, Metazoa, Arthropoda, Arachnida, Mesostigmata, Varroidae. The record is from RefSeq and is a predicted model, not a curated record.